AGUGGCGAAAGGCGGCCGGCGCUCCUCCCGGCCGCCAGGGGCCGCUGCGUCCUCCCAAGCCAGGGCAGCGGGAGCACCGCUCCGCUUCCGGCGGCGCUCCGGCCGCCUUUCCGCUUCCGCUGUCUCUCCGUCCGUGUGUGGUGGUGAUGGCUGCCGCUGCGUCCCUGUCUCCGGAGGAGCUGCUGCCCAGGGGCGGCUCGGGGGGCGCCGAGGAGCUGGAGGACGAGCUGGAGGAGGACGACGACGAGGAGCUGGACGAGACGCUGGCGGAGCGGCUGUGGGGGCUGACCGAGAUGUUCCCCGAGAGCGUCCGCUCGGCGGCCGGAGCCACCUUCGAGCUGUCGCUGACGGUAGCGCAGAAGAUGUACAGAUUCUCCAGGGCAGCUCUGUGGAUUGGGACCACCUCCUUCAUGAUUCUGGUUCUUCCUGUUGUCUUUGAAACCGAAAAACUGCAAAUGGAGCAACAGCAGCAGCUGCAGCAGCGACAGAUCCUCCUUGGACCCAACACGGGGCUCUCGGGGGGAAUGCCAGGGGCCCUGCCGCCGCUCUCUGGGAAAAUCUAACUUGUAGAAGCUGCGUUGGAUUUGUAUCAUGUGGGAAGACCUUGAGAUUAUGAUAUCGAACUGUUGAUUUGUUGGGUCAGGGCAUUUUUUUUCUGGUUUGUUUGUUUUUGGUUUCGGUUCUCCUUUGGGACAUUGACCUGUUCAUAACUUGGGGGGAAAGCCCCCGCUCUGGACCUGAUGACAGCUCCUGUCUGCAUCCUCCCCCUGUAGAAGCUGUGAGUCUUUCCUUUUAUUUGCUCAGCACACCAUAACCAGUUACAAACUCAAACUGGGGGGAGAUCCUCUCCUGGACUCCUUGCCCCCCACAAAACCACCCUGGGGCACAGGUCAGGCUUUGAAUGGCGAUAGUCAAACAAACCCAAUCCUUCCUGGCUGAUUGGGGACCCGAGGACACCGGUGACAGGAGCUGCUUUCCCAGCAGGCGAAGUGGAGGAAGGGGGGGUGCAGGGAGCUGCACCCCACCAAAAACACUCUCCAGGAAGACACAUCUGCAAAAAUACUGUCACAGCAUCUUUGUGUGCAUGUGAGCACCGAGGGAGCAGCGGGCCAGGUGCAAGACGAUCACAUCCAUGCUGAUCCUCAUAAAGUAGAAAUUCAGAUAUCAGCUGCAUAUUUUUUUGUAUUGAAUAUUAAAUAAAUCCAACCUGAGCAGUGUGGUUUUAAUAGACGUGCUUUAGGGAGGCUCAGUUCUUUUUCUUCGCAGGCAAGAGACCUUUUGGUUUCCUGCAUGGUCUGGCAGUUGGGGGAAAGGGAAGGACAAGCAACAUUCAAGGUUCUUGACUCACAGAAAGGUUGCACUUUUAUAACCAAAGAAAAAAAUUUAUUUUUCCUUUACAUUGUUACAGAACAAUUCAGUUGAACAUACAGAAGUGAUAGGACAUUUAUAUGGAAACUUUUUUUUUAUUCUAUUUUUAAUAUUUGGUUAAACAAAAUACAUCUCUGUAAACAAACCCAAGACAAGGCUCUAACAAAACCAAACAAGCAAGAAAACAAACACAGGCUUUCCCACUCCCAAGCGGUGGGACUGGACCGGCUCGCCCACCCUCUUGGGCCCAACAGCCUCACCUCCCGUGGGGGUGUGAGCACACACCUUCCUUUUACCUGAGCAGCUGGAUCACACUGUUCCCCCCCACAGGAAAGGUGCUGACAUACAAGGAAAGUAGCCCCAAAAUAUUUUAAAACAUCUUUGCAUAUUGUGCACUGAUCCAUUGGCUUGCAGUUUCCAUGCAAACAGGGUUUCUCCAAAGUGCGACUUUUAAUCAGCAUAGAAAACAUUGCUGUUGAGAUUUAUUUCCCCCCCCCCCUCUUGAAGAAAUGGCUUCAAGUCACGAGCAGGAUGCCUGCAGGCUGCACAUCCUGCCUGUAAAGUGUUUAAAAACUCUGCCAGCUGGUAUUGGUCAGUGGAAUGUGUUAUGAAAUAGGACCUUUUUAUAGAAAGGUUGGGUCUUUAAAAUGUUAAGAGCCAUUUGCCCUUGACUGCGGGAGGCUGUGCUCAAAGGACUGCAAAAUAAUGCUGGCCAGAUGCCCGGGGGUCAGCGAACAUUGUCCACAUGCUGCCCCAUGGCCUCUGUUCUGAAGGUGCAAGCAUGGGGGUGUCUCAGCUUCGGGCACGCACUCGUGCUUUGUGGAGCUCUCAAGAAAAAACGACUGAGAAAAGGUAGUUAUAACCCCUCUCUUUGCAAGCUCGCACACCAGAAAUGAGACCUGCCUGCGUGAUGGAGCAGCACCCUUCAAGCUCCAUCGCAUCCCAGAGAUCACUGUUUAACUGAGACAUCCCAUGCAUCGAGGGUGGAAGCAAAUGGCAGGAAGAGUUAAACGCAACAAAGUCUGUCCCAAAUUCAGCAUUUCCCCCUCCUACUGCGGAAGGCGUGACCAAGCUACAGCUCGUCCAGGUGACUGGGGAACAGCCGGUGGAGACUCCUCUUAGCAUCUCCAUAUCUAGUCACCCUUCCCCAUGGAAGGAAGAAGCAAUUAGUCUACUAACGGAAUGUUUGUCGGCCACCACUAAAGAGAGGUUGGUUCAGCUACCAGGCCAGGGUCUCUUAACACUCAAAGGUUCUGGUGGACCCCCUGCAUCUCCCACAUUAUCAGCCACCAACUAUAAAAAGGGCAAAACCUGACUAUUAUAAAGGUUUCCCACCUCAGCCGAUUUUUGCUUUGUAACUUUACUUCUUUCUGGGAUAUUUUGCAUGACAUUCCUGACUGGGCUGGACCUCUGGAAAGAGGAAAAUAAAAGCAAAUUAAUUCCUCUCAAAA
Columba livia (rock pigeon) is the source of this 2819-nucleotide messenger RNA. RefSeq names its product translocase of outer mitochondrial membrane 22 (gene TOMM22). The record is from RefSeq and is a predicted model, not a curated record. Gene Ontology annotation, cellular component: mitochondrial outer membrane. Lineage: Eukaryota; Metazoa; Chordata; Aves; Columbiformes; Columbidae. Gene Ontology annotation, biological process: intracellular protein transport. The coding region runs from base 147 to 563 and encodes 138 amino acids. The transcript has 4 exons.